AUGGCGAUUAUCUUCGUGCAAUUCACUGCUUAUGCAAUAUUCACGGCUUCUUCCAGUGAGAUACCAAGUACAUUCAUUGUUCUUGUGUCCAAAACAGAGAAGCCAACAACCCUCACCAGCGACCGUCAUUGGUACACUUCAUUACUCACCUCUAUUCCCUUCUCUUCGCCCAAGAAACCCGAAAUUUUGUACACCUAUGAACAUGCCAUUCAUGGCUUAGCUGCCCAACUUACAUCAACUCAAGCAACAGAGCUUAGAAAACUACCGGGAGUCCUCUCGGUGCUCUUAGGGCAGACAAACCAUAUCCACACCACCCAUUCCCCUGACUUCCUUGAACUCAGUAGCACAUCAGUACUCUGGCCAAGUACAGACUAUGGCGAUGAUGUAAUUGUUGGAGUCAUUGAUACGGGAAUUUGGCCUGGACACGAGAGCUUCUCUGAUGAUGGUCUCUUGCCGGUGCCCUCCAGAUGGACAGGUACCUGCGAGACAAGUUCCGACUUCCCAGCAGCAGCCUGUAACAAGAAGGUUAUUGGUGCAAGGGCCUUCUAUAGAGCGUAUGAAGCCAGAUAUGGUCCAAUGAAUACAACAGUUGAAUCAAAGUCACCAAAAGACACCGUGGGCCAUGGAACCCAUGUUGCAUCAACAGUAGCAGGAUACCCAGUCAAUGAUGCUGGUUUCUUGGGAUAUGCUAUGGGAGUUGCAAGGGGCAUAGCACCCAAGGCAAAAAUAGCUAUGUACAAGGCUUGUUGGCUAAAAAGUUGUGAAGAUGCCGACUUGCUCGCAGCGUUGGAUCAGGCGAUCGUUGAUGGGGUUGAUGUGAUAUCAAUGUCGGUGGGGAAAAACAUUUCACUACCCUAUUAUCAAUACCUUAUGGCAAUCGGUACUCUCAGAGCAGUCAACAAAGGAGACUACGGCAAUAGACUUUGCUUUCGGUCAUCGACUCUUUCUUCUGGAGUAGCGGGGAAAAUUGUCCUCUGUGACCGUGGUGAGUUAGACGAUGUCGUUAAGGGAAUUACUGUCAAGCAGGCCGGAGGUGCCGGCAUGAUCCUUGCCAGCACUGCCGAAAGCGGCCCAUCGGCCAUUGCUAAUGCACAUCUUCUCCCUGCCACCAUGGUUGACCAGACCGCUGGCGACCUUAUCAGAAACUACAUUCGUUCCCAACCAUCUCCAACAGCCAAAUUUUACUUUGCUGGAACAGUCAAUGGGCCUGACGCACCACCAGCUCCACAGGUUGCACCAUUCUCAAGCCGUGGGCCAAACGCUAUCACCCCCGAGAUCAUCAAGCCGGACUUGAUAGCUCCAGGAGUGAACAUCUUAGCAGCUUGGACAUGGGAAAGCAGCCCAACGCAAUUACCAUUUGAGAUCGACCCGAGACACGUCAAGUUCAAUAUAAUAUCAGGAACCUCCAUGGCUUGUCCACACGUCAGUGCCUUGGCUGCCAUGCUCCGUAAGCUCUAUCCUCAAUGGAGCCCAGCUGCAGUAAAAUCGGCCCUGAUGACGACGACAAUCAACAAGGACAAUUCAGGUCAAAACAUUAAAGAUUUCGGCACCGGCAACGAUGCCACACCGUUCCAAUUUGGAAGUGGACAUGUCGAUGCAGUCAAAGUCCACGAUCCAGGCCUCGUUUAUGAUAUGGGCAUAUAUGAUUAUAUUGGAUUCCUUUGUUCCAUCGGAUAUAGCAGCAAUUUAAUAGCCAAUAUGAUCCAAGAUCCAACACUAGUCGUGAAUUGCGCAACCCAGGGCUUUCCAAAUCCAGGUUAUCUCAACUAUCCAUCUUUCUCUGUAGUAUUUAACUCUGAUCGUGAGGUUGUAGAGUACUACAGGGCAGUGAGAAACGUCGGACAAUCGACUAACGUAGUGUAUGUGUCUCAAAUUUAUGGCCCUCCGUCUGUUGGGAUUAGUGUGACCCCCAGUUCACUUGUGUUCAAUGCACGAAAUCCCAUAUUGCAAUACAGAGUCACAUUUAGCAGCCUAGCCUAUCAAACUGGUGAUACCACACCGGCGUUCGGUUGGAUUGUCUGGACAGAUGGAGUGCACCAAGUCAAGAGCCCUGUGGCAUUUACCUGGAGCAAUAUUAAUCCAAUACAGGAAUUCGUUCCCAUCGAAGAUACAUCUGCCGUCAUUUGA
Nelumbo nucifera (sacred lotus) is the source of this 2127-nucleotide messenger RNA. Lineage: Eukaryota; Viridiplantae; Streptophyta; Magnoliopsida; Proteales; Nelumbonaceae. The record is from RefSeq and is a predicted model, not a curated record.